UCAACUUUGCGCCUACAUUUGGGAUCGAUUUUUGAUUGGAUCAUUGUGCGCAUCCGUCACUAUCGAUACAUCAUCGCGAUUACAAAUGGCUGUGCGCAUAAUUGGCGGGAAACUGUCAGAUGGACUUGACACGUGGCACAACACGUUUGUGGAAGAAAUACGCAUAGAUAGACAACGCAGAUAUGUUGCCUCGCAAUUUUCUUGCAGCAAAAUGACAUCGACUGCAUAAAUUGCGCGCUCGUACACGAAAUCGGAGAUGGAGCCGAUCAGCACGGAGAAGUUUUACGGCAGCAAAGUACGCGAAGAACGCAAGCCCAAGUCCAACGUUUGCUGGGUGACACAUCGGACCAUGCCGUCGCACAUACUGGGUCCCACGCAAUAUUGGCAGGAAUUUUACAAACAGGCGGACGCACUGGCCGCUGCUACCGAACGUAGCACGAAAACGGACACGCUCUGCACCUUCGUGUACCAGCGAGCCAGCGAUGGCAGCCGCAGAUUCGUCGUUGCGCAUCCGGAGGUCUACUGGUGGCACUACAAGGCCAGAGCGCAGGAAGAGAGAUGCUCGUACGAGGUAAUACCGGAAGGUUCACCAUGUUGGUUGUAUCUGGAUUUAGAGUAUCGGAUGGAACUGAAUCGUCACUGCGACGGAUCGCGCAUGACCAGUACACUGAUAGACAUCAUACGUGCCUAUUUACUUAAUCGCUAUCACUUGCUGUGUGAUAGAAGCAACUUUUUAAUACUGGAUUCCACGUCCAGCGAGAAAUUCAGCCGGCAUGUUAUUUUUACCAUGAAGGACGUGUCCUUUAAGGACAACUCGCACGUCGGAAGAUUCGUGAAAACCAUAUGCAGUGACAUCAUGCUACACUUGAAAUCGGAUGUGCAGACACAGGGGAUUUUAAGUCACUUCGAUAAGGCGGACAUUGACGAAAUGCUCGUGGAGACGGACCGCGGCAAGAGAUUGUUCAUCGAUCACGGUGUCUAUACGAAGAACAGACAUUUCAGACUCUAUUUGUCCACCAAGUGGGGAAAACAAUCGUACUUGACGGUCUCCACGGAUUGCACGCACAUGCCAGUGAACAAGUGCAGGGAGAAGGAUCUCGGGAUCUUCUUGGAUUCCUUGAUAUCGUAUUUCCCAGACAAACACCAUUUGAUCCUGUUGGAGUUCUUUAAUCAGAGUGACGUGAAGACUCGACUCUAUACGAGAGCAACGCCGACGCAGUCCACUCACGAGGAUGAAAAACAGAAACGGGCCUCGCCGUAUCCCGAACUAGACAGAUACGUUCGCGGUAUCGUCGAUCCCGGCAAGAUACGAGUCGCGAGGUAUUCCGAUAAAACGAAAACGCUGAGAUACGAAAUUUACGGUAACAGAUACUGCGAGAACAUUGGCAGGUGUCACAAAAGCAACAACGUGUACUGGAUCGUGGAUCUGAACCAGAAAGCAAUGUACCAGAAGUGUCACGAUGCGGAUUGCUCGGGUUUCGCGUCCGCACCCAAGAGCUUGCCGGAAGAGAUCGUUUUUAUGUUAGACACAGAAGGCGACACUCUCAUAUCUCGUGCAGAGAUAGACGAAGAGGUUGCACAUAAACAUAUUUGAGAUUUGUCUUUUAUAUUGAAGAAAUAUAUUUUUUAGUGUAUUGUAAAUUGUUUGUAUAAAAGUAUAUAUAC
Messenger RNA from Ooceraea biroi (clonal raider ant), 1665 nucleotides. RefSeq names its product DNA-directed primase/polymerase protein. Gene Ontology annotation, cellular component: nucleus; mitochondrial matrix. Gene Ontology annotation, biological process: response to UV; error-prone translesion synthesis; mitochondrial DNA replication. The record is from RefSeq and is a predicted model, not a curated record. Gene Ontology annotation, molecular function: chromatin binding; DNA-directed DNA polymerase activity. Lineage: Eukaryota; Metazoa; Arthropoda; Insecta; Hymenoptera; Formicidae.